Lynx canadensis (Canada lynx) is the source of this 3147-nucleotide messenger RNA. It is a transcript of the gene TSGA10, whose product is annotated as testis specific 10. The record is from RefSeq and is a predicted model, not a curated record. The transcript has 19 exons. Bases 621 to 2504 code for a protein of 627 amino acids. NCBI's taxonomy places the organism in Eukaryota, Metazoa, Chordata, Mammalia, Carnivora, Felidae.
UCUGGGGCAGGCAAAGGCCCGCCAGUCGUCAGCAUGAGCUCCAGCGAGGAAGCUGGGCCGAGAAGCCCAGGGAGGGACUCCGGAAGCUCCAGGUUACCACCAAAGAACAGGAUUUUGGUCUAGGGGCUCCAUUUUCUGAAGCUGAAAAAUACCAGAAUACUCUCCAGCUAGAGCAAGAAGUGAGAAAUCAAGACAAAUUCAUCUCUGCACUGAAAUUACAGGUUGAAGAUCUCAAACAGACAAAUCAUGGCUUGGAAGAAUAUGUUAGGAAACUCUUGGAUAGUAAGGAGGUGGUAAGCAGUCAAAUAGACGAUUUAACCAGCCACAAUGAGCAUCUUUGUAAAGAAUUGAUUAAAAUUGACCAACUAGCAGAGCAACUAGAAAAAGAAAAAAAUUUUGUGGUGGAUACCGCUGACAAAGAACUUGAAGAGGCAAAGAUUGAACUCAUUUGCCAGCAAAAUAAUAUAAUAGUAUUGGAAGAUACAAUAAAAAGGCUUAGAUCUAUAAUUUUAGAGACUGAAAAAGCACAAAAUAAAUCUCCUUCUAGACUUGAUUCCUUUGUCAAGACUUUAGAAGCAGACAGAGAUUAUUACAAGAGUGAAGCUCAAAAUUUGAGAAAGAUGAUCAGAAGUAGAUCUAAAAGUCCAAGACGCCCGUCUCCAUCUUCUCGGGGUACAAACUGUGAUGUAGAGCUUUUGAAGACAACAAGAGAUCGUGAAGAACUUAAAUGCAUGCUGGAAAAAUAUGAGCGUCAUUUGGCAGAAAUUCAGGGUAAUGUCAAGGUUCUUACAUCUGAGAGAGACAAGACCUUUCUUCUUUAUGAACAGGCACAGGAAGAAAUUGCCCGACUUCGACGAGAAAUGAUGAAAAACUGUAAGUCUCCUAAAUCAACAACAGCACAUGCCAUCCUCCGACGGGUGGAGACUGAAAGAGAUGUGGCCUUCACUGAUUUACGAAGAAUGACCACAGAACGAGAUAGCCUGAGGGAAAGGCUAAAGAUUGCCCAAGAGACAGCAUUUAAUGAGAAGGCUCACUUGGAACAAAGGAUAGAGGAGCUGGAAUGUACAGUUCAUAAUCUUGAUGAUGAACGUAUGGAGCAAAUGUCAAACAUGACUUUGAUGAAGGAAACCAUAACCACUGUGGAAAAAGAAAUGAAAUCACUAGCAAGGAAGGCAAUGGAUACAGAAAGUGAACUUGGAAGACAAAAGGCAGAGAAUAAUUCUUUGAGACUUUUAUAUGAAAACACAGAAAAAGAUCUUUCUGAUACUCAGCGACAUCUUGCUAAGAAAAAAUAUGAACUACAGCUUACUCAGGAGAAAAUUAUGUGCUUGGAUGAAAAAAUUGAUAAUUUUACCAGGCAAAGUAUUGCCCAGAGAGAAGAAAUCAGCAUUCUUGGUGCAACCCUCAACGAUCUGGCUAAAGAAAAGGAAUGCCUACAAGCAUGUUUGGAUAAAAAAUCUGAGAACAUUGCAUCCCUUGGAGAGAGUUUGGCAAUGAAAGAAAAGACCAUUUCAGGCAUGAAGAAUAUCAUUGCUGAGAUGGAACAGGCAUCAAGACAGUCUACUGAAGCCCUAAUUAUGUGUGAACAAGACAUUUCCAGAAUGCGUCGGCAAUUGGAUGAAACAAAUGAUGAGCUGGCUCAGAUUGCUAGGGAAAGAGAUAUCUUGGCUCAUGAGAAUGAUACUGUCCAAGAACAAUUUUCUAAAGCCAAACAAGAAAACCAGGCCCUGUCUAAAAAAUUGAAUGAUACACAUAAUGAACUUAACGACAUAAAACAGAAGGUCCAAGAUACUAAUUUGGAGGUUAACAAGCUGAAGAGUAUAUUAAAGUCUGAAGAAUCUGAGAACCGGCAAAUUAUGGACCAACUCCGAAAAGCCAAUGAAGAUGCUGAAAACUGGGAAAAUAAGGCCCGUCAAGCAGAGGCAGAUAACAAUACCCUCAAAUUAGAACUUAUUACUGCUGAGGCAGAAGGUAACAGAUUAAAAGAAAAAGUAGAUUCUCUCAACAGAGAGGUCGAGCAGAUGGAGAAUGAGUUAGAUUCUGCUCGCUCUGAAAUAGAACUCCUCAGGAGUCAGAUGACAAAUGAGAGAAUCUCUAUGCAGAAUCUAGAAGCUUUGCUGGUGGCCAAUCGAGACAAAGAAUAUCAGUCUCAGAUAGCGCUUCAAGAAAAAGAAUCUGAAAUUCAGCUUCUCAAAGAACACCUUUGUUUGGCAGAAAGUAAAAUGGCCAUCCAGAGUAGAGAUGUGGCCCAGUUCAGAAAUGUUGUAACACAAUUGGAAGCUGAUUUAGACAUUACCAAACGACAACUAGGGACAGAGCGCUUUGAAAGGGAGAGGGCCGUGCAGGAACUUCGCCGCCAGAAUUACUCAAGUAAUGCUUAUCAUUUGAAUACUACCAUGAAGCCAAAUACAAAAUGUCAUUCACCAGAACGUGCUCACCAUCGAUCUCCUGACCGAGGCCUAGAUCGAUCGUUAGAAGAGAAUCUUUGCUAUAGAGAUUUCUGACAUGCGAAAAGAUUCUUCACAUCCUUGGGAAAGGUCAAAGUUACAAACGUUUUUUUUUUUUUGCUAUAUGAUUGCAUUUAUCUUUUGAAUGCUUGACAAUGUUAAAUGUAUUUAUUAACUUUGUGCCUCUGAAUCUGUGUUCUCAUGUGCCAUAUCGCAGUGGUCCAAAAUGAUAUAUAGAAACAAAAAUGCAUAUGGCUGUUUCUAUCCAUGCAAUAAUAGUGAGUGUAAAAUCUGCUUACUUCACUAUUGAACACUGUUAUGUUAACUAUCCGGAGUAAAUAAAGAAGCUUAUAAAAAGAGGGAAAAGUGUUUUUACAAAACUGAUUUCCUUUCCUUUCUUGAUAUCUCAAAUAAUUGGUUGGUUAAAUUUUUUCUUUGUGAUUUAUGCUUUCAUGGCUGGUGAAGUUGUGCCAAAAUAGGCACAGUUUACCAAUACUGGCCUGGGACCCAAUAUUCCAUUUUGGAACCAACCUGACAUAAAUUCCAGGCCAUAAUCUGAUUUCAAAGCAGCAGAUAGUAGGAGUGUGUCAGAGUUUUAAAAUCCAUAGUAUUGUACCACUAAUUAACAUACAUUUUCUGCAAUUGUGUUUAUCUCUACUAUUUUUAGAAAGGUAGGUGAUGCUAUAUUUGUCAAGAAUGU